AUGUCCACGGGUGGGGACAAGAACCAGUCGCAGGCAUUGUACUUACUGGGAGGCAAGGCGCUCUGGACAAAAGAGCUCGAGGUCGCGUUGCGCGAUGGCGAGGUAGAUAUGGUCGUCCACAGCUUCAAGGAUGUACCCACAGAACUGCCGGAGGGAUGCGACAUCGCGGGGGUUAUGGAGCGGGAGGAUCCGGUCGACUCCCUGGUUGUCCGCAAAGACAAGCCAUGGAAAAGCCUGGAGGAAUUGCCGGAUGGGAGUGUGGUGGGCACGAGCAGCGUGCGCAGAGUCGCGCAACUUAUCCGUCAAUUCCCAAAGCUGAUAUUCAAGGAUGUCCGUGGUAACUUAAAUACACGAAUCGCCAAGCUCGAUGCACCAGAUGGGCCGUACGCUGCCCUCAUCCUCGCCAAAGCCGGCAUGGUUCGACUUGGCUGGAGAUCUCGAAUCACAGCGGAUCUCGGACCCCCUACAUUGCUCCACGCAGUUUCGCAAGGUGCAUUAGCAAUCGAAAUUCGCUCAGACGACGAAGUAGCACGCGCGUUGUGUGAGUCGUUGACACACUGGCGGACCAAUUGGUCAUGUCGCGCGGAGCGUGCAUGUCUGCGCGUACUGGAGGGCGGUUGUAGUGUACCUGUCGGGGUGCAUACCCAACUGAAGGGUAACCCAAGUGAUCAAGGAGGGGUGCUGGCGAUUUCGGGCUGCGUAACAUCUCUGGACGGGACGCAACAUGUAGAACAGACUAUCAAGGAGGAAGUACGCUCGCUGUCAGAGGCUGAAGAUGUUGGGAAACGUCUAGCACGAGCUCUCAUGAGUGCGGGGGCGACAGGGAUCUUGGAUGAAAUCAACAAAGACAGAGCAACGAAAAUUGAACUAACCAAAAGGGAGGAGGGAACAAGCAUUAUGACAGCUGCUUGA
Fibroporia radiculosa is the source of this 912-nucleotide messenger RNA. RefSeq lists its product as uncharacterized. Gene Ontology annotation, molecular function: hydroxymethylbilane synthase activity. The transcript is spliced from 3 exons. Gene Ontology annotation, cellular component: cytoplasm. The record is from RefSeq and is a predicted model, not a curated record. Gene Ontology annotation, biological process: heme biosynthetic process. Lineage: Eukaryota; Fungi; Basidiomycota; Agaricomycetes; Polyporales; Fibroporiaceae. The coding region runs from base 1 to 912 and encodes 303 amino acids.